This is a messenger RNA of Mobula hypostoma (lesser devil ray), 3848 nucleotides long. It is a transcript of the gene nucks1a, whose product is annotated as nuclear casein kinase and cyclin-dependent kinase substrate 1a. Bases 392 to 1333 code for a protein of 313 amino acids. Gene Ontology annotation, cellular component: cytoplasm. The transcript has 8 exons. Lineage: Eukaryota; Metazoa; Chordata; Chondrichthyes; Myliobatiformes; Myliobatidae. The record is from RefSeq and is a predicted model, not a curated record. Gene Ontology annotation, biological process: interstrand cross-link repair; double-strand break repair via homologous recombination. Gene Ontology annotation, molecular function: double-stranded DNA binding; single-stranded DNA binding.
UGGUGGGCCAGCAGGGUAGGUUGCCCUGGAAGUAUUUGGCUCUUUUAUCUCCCGUGCCCGUUCCCACUUUUAAGGGGGUUCUGUCCAAUUUACCCAUUUUUUGUUUUAAAAGAGGUAUCAUCGGAUUUGCCACGCCCACCGCGGAUUUUUAUCCCCCUGCUCGAACUAUUUGUUUUGUUCCUUCCAGAAGAUUAUCUCAGACAAAACGCGGAGUUGGUCGUUUUUUCCCCCCGACCGUUUGCGUGCGUCGGAGCCUGAGGCCUACGUGUUUUCAGGGGAUUUUAUUCUGACGGGGGGGGGAGGGUAAAAUAACCAGCCAGGAAAACGGAGGGGCUCGUCAGACUCUGGUGUCGUUCUCCGAAAGCCCCGCCGCCACCGCCGCCGAAGAGAGAUGUCGAGGCCUGUCAGGAAUAGGAAGGUCAUUGACUACUCCCAGUUUGAAGACUCUGAUGAUGAAGCCUAUGGAAGAGAUUCACCCCCUCCGGCUAAGAGAGCACGAGCGUCCCCCAGGGAAGGAAAAAACAAAAGAAAGUCUGCAAAAAAUGCACGGGAUGAAAGCGAGGAAUCAGACGACAAGCUUUAUGAGAAGGACCUGAAGGCUGCCAUUGCAUUGUCCAAGAAGGAGACAUCCCAUUCACCUGAUGAGGACAUGGGGAGUGAGGAGGAUUUGGACCACGGUGACAGUGAUUAUGAAGCUUCAACAAAAAAAGGCAAAAAAGGAAAAAAGGUUAAAGGGGAUAAGAAGGAGAAAAGGACACCCAAAAAGCCCAGGAAAUCGGCUGAAGCAGGGGAUGAUGAGAGUGAAGAUGAAAAAGGUCACAAAGAUGGUCGUCAGAAAAGGCAAGCUGCAUCCAAAGCUGCAAGCAAACAGAGAGAAAUCCUUUUGGAUGAUGGAGGAAGUGAAGAAGAGCAUGAAGAUGAUGAAGAGGCUGCUCAAGAAAAAGGGGAUUCUGGAAGUGAUGCAGACUUCUACGUGGAGGAGGAUGAUGAUAGUGACUAUGAGAGUUCUUUGAAGAAAAGCAAAAAGGGAAGGAAAACUAAAACAGUGCCUGAGAAAAAGGAAAAGAAGACACCUAAACCCAGGCUCAGCGCUACAGUCACCCCUGCAACUCCCAGUCCGGUAAAAGGUAAAGGGAAGGGACGGGUUGCUACCACAAAGGCAUCACCACCUUCUAAGGGGCAACCACCUGAAAGUCCUGCUAAAGAAUCAAAGAAAGAGAAGAGUCCUCCACCAGAAACAAAUGAAGAGGAGGAGCCAGAAGAUGAGGAAGAGGAGGAGGAGGAGGAAGAAGAGGAGGAGGAAGAGGAGGAAGUUAAUUCUGGGGAUGACUGAACAAUACAAGGGAAUAUUUUUUAUAUAAGUAGAGUUAGAAUAAAUUUCACUGACAGCUUGGUUCACAAGGUUUAGACAGAGGACUUGAGUGGGUGUGUGCGUGUAUUUUUUUUAUGCUGUCCCAUUUUGUAUCUUGCGGUCAUUAACAAAAUCAAAUCAUUUUAAAUUUGGCUUGCUAUUUUAUAGGAGUUGCUUUGAUCUUUUCAAAAUAAGAAUCUGCAAAGUUAGCCAAAAUUGCUAGUAUUUUUGGCGAAACUUUCAUUUUGUAAUAAGAAUUUCAUGUCAGGUAAUAAAAAGUCUUGCCAAGCUACAAAAGUAUAUUAGCACAGCAGAUGUACCUACAUUAUGUUCAGGCAAACCUCUCGGCCUGUUUGAUCCAGGAAGCUAACGUACCUUCCCAAUGAGUUGUGUACAGAAUAAAAGGACAAAAGGUGUGAAUGUCAAAGUAUAAUUUAUAGAACAUGAAAUUCAUUCCACUUAGCAACAAAAAUUGUUUAAUUUUCUUCCCGGUGAAUGAAUCUAUGAAUGAAUCAUUCCUGUGGAUUUCUUUGUUUGAAAGAUUUGAUAGCAAAGGACAAGAUCAAAGGCUCCUGUAAAUAUAUAACUCUCUCAACCUUGUAAAAUUUCAAUGCUGUAAAUACACAUAGCGAAAUGAGCGACAAGUUUAAGAUGCAGCUUCAUUAAAAGCAGUGUAGAUUUUGCUUAAUGCUGACUGAUUGGUCUCUCUCUCAGUAUAUUAUCUGAUGAAUUUUCUAAAAUUCAUCUCAAACACUUUAGACUUUUGUACCCAGUUCUUACCUCAUGAUUUGUAUAAAAUGAAAAGUAUCCUCUUAAAUUGGACAUGUGAACCCAUGUUGCAUAACUAAAUAUAAAGUGGUGACGAAUAAAUAAUCUUCAGUCAACUGCUAUAAUCCUGUUUGAAAAUUGUAUGUUAUAUUUCAAAAUUCCUUUUUUUUUAAAAAGUGUAAUUUGGUCUAAACUUCUGCUUUUAAAACUUACAGGGGAUCGAAAUGGCCAGUGUCCUGCAGUUCAUAUCUAACCAGUUAACAAAAAGGAACUGCUCUAUCACAAAAUAGUUGUAUUUUAAGAUAUGGCCAUGCUGUUCACAGUAAAUGAACAGAAUGUGUGAUGUAAUAAUCCUGUAAACCUAUCACACAGUUUUCAUUGCUAGUUUUAUUUUAAACACUUAUAUUUAAUCUUAAAAAAAACAAAACUGGGAUAAAAGCAGUUCUGCACCACCAGAAAUCACUGAGUCAUCAGGUCUGAUCUUGUGAACUGAAUUGUUUUUUUUUGCAGAUUGAAACGUUUAAAAAUGAAUGUGACUGAAUCCUGAAAAACUACGCGUUUGUUGUCUUUAUCAGCAUUUUGUCAAAGCAGCCAUAUCUUUGUAAGUUACAGAUUAAAAAAAACUUGUACAGCCAAUUCUUAAUGUUGAGAUCCAAUUCAAGUGGGCUUUCAAUUUCUUUUGUUUUUAUUUUCGCUACAGAACAUUAAAUGUCUGCUGAUGUAAAUUGGUUUCGAUGCUCAGUUAUUUUUUGGGGGGGGUUGGUGGGAAUUAAAGGAUGACGAGAUAGCAUUUUUAAUGUAACGUUGAGAGUAGUACACUUGUAAGUUCUGGAGUAGUUUAAAAAUCUUGGCUUUUGAGUUCUAUUAAAAUGCCAGAGUUUUGUUUUUAAGAUGUUAUAUCUCUGGGAAAUUGCAACUGAUGGUGUUUUCUGCUUCAUAGUAUAUUGAAAAUAUUGUCUUCCCACAUGUCCCAACCACAUUCCAUUUUUCCAGUUCAGAUUUUUUUUACAAUAAGGGACAUUUCCUGUAAUGGACUAUGGGAAAGCAGCGGUUUUGAUCAUCUAACCUAAUUUUCUUAAAACAAAGACGCAUUCUACUCCAGUAUAUCUUGCAAUAUUUCAUUGGCUCAGUUUUUCUUAAGUUUUUAAGAUGUGCAUUGUGUUUGGGCAAGGACAGAAUUGUAUCAUCUAAUAAAUUGAACACAUCUGUACUCUUAAGGUAAUGGUGAUGUGUUACUUGCAGAAGAGCGCAGGUUAUAAAAUAGCCUGGCCAAAAGUCAUUUUUAUAUUGUUGCCCAAUAUAUUGAAGAAUGUGAUUUUGAGCUCUUUCUGGAGUACUAUAAUAUUUUCAACUGCCAGCAUCAUUUGACUAGUAGUAGCCCAUGUAAAGGGCAUGUUGAGAUUCCUGUGUUGUAAAUGGAAAGUGUGUAGUUUCUAUAUCUUCUUGAUACUGUUUUACUUCUGUUAGGGUUGAUUCCUUUAGCAUUAUAUGUGGGUAUUUCACCUUGUGAUGCCCAGUUUAUAUAAUGGUGUUGAUUCACUUGUAUAUAACAGUAUUCCUUAUAAGCAGCAGCGUUCAUAAUCCCCUGGGGUAUUCUGAGAAACACUUAGUGAUUUUUGCAAUAUACGGACAGUAGAGAUUCCCAUGUUGGAAUACAUCUGUGUUUCUUUGGGGUUUAAAAAAAAACACUUAUCCAACUAUAACCUUAUUAUAUUCCUGAUCUUGUCAA